Messenger RNA from Prosopis cineraria, 717 nucleotides. Its product is annotated as F-box/LRR-repeat/kelch-repeat protein At2g27520-like. Gene Ontology annotation, molecular function: ubiquitin-protein transferase activity; protein binding. Gene Ontology annotation, biological process: SCF-dependent proteasomal ubiquitin-dependent protein catabolic process. NCBI's taxonomy places the organism in Eukaryota, Viridiplantae, Streptophyta, Magnoliopsida, Fabales, Fabaceae. The coding region runs from base 1 to 717 and encodes 238 amino acids. The transcript has a single exon. The record is from RefSeq and is a predicted model, not a curated record.
AUGGCAGUUGGAGGCGAUAAUCCCUUUCUGCCCCCCGAGAUGAUCAUAGAGAUUCUCAAAAGGCUUCCUGUUAAAUCCCUCAUUCGAUUUCAAUCUGUGUGUAAAUAUUGGAAGAAUCUCUUCAAAACCCCGUAUUUCAUCGCGAAGCACUACCACUACUUUGCUCACCAAAACCCUCUUCUUAUCUUCCAUGCAUUCGGCUGCAACCAUAGAUUUGCACCCUUAUCUUUGCUUCGUUAUAAGAUGGACAAUCUGGAAGUUCAGAGAAUGCCCGCGAUGGAUUCCUUAACGCUUGUUUGUGGCAUCAUUGGUUCCUGCAAUGGCUUGCUUUGUGUGCUACUCGAUUAUAACGAGUAUGGGUCUCCUCCUUCGCUUUUGUUGUUGAACCCAGUGACUAGAGAGACAAGAAAAGUACCCAGAACAACACAUGAUGAUGGCAGCUAUGGCGUUUUUGGAUGGGGAUUUGGGUUCAGUCCUGUAGAUAAGGAUUACAGGAUAGUGAGAAUUCAUAAUGCUAAGUUUUAUAUUUAUAAUAUUCAAAUCAAGUUUGACAAUUUCUAUGUUGGUGGAGUGGAGGUGUAUUCAUUAAGAACUGGGUCAUGGAAAGAAGUAGAAUUUGGGGUUAUAAAGAGCGUAAGACUUCAAUCAAAACUUGUCACUGCUAAUGGUCUAUUUUUUGGUUGGGAUUGGAGGGUGGAGAUCAUCGCCCUAAGAUAG